AUGCCAGACACAUCAGAUGCGGAACUCUCCAUCUCAGAACCCUCUCCAAUUACUGAGGCCUCCGAACCAAAAGCCCGUCUCGAAGCCUCCUUGGUCGUUUUCGGCAGCUUUUGCACGGUGAUGGCCGGCCUGGGGCUCAUGAAUAGCGUCGGCGUCUAUCAAGCCUGGAUAUCGACCCAUCAGCUCGAUACCGUCGGAGAGGGGAAAAUCGGAUGGAUUUUUGGUGUUUACAACUUCAUGGCGCUUUUUUGCGGCAUUCAAAUUGGCCCCAUUUUUGACAAGCGAGGCCCGCGCAUGCUGACUUAUGUGGGAUCGAUCAUGCUUCUUCUUGCUCUUGUCCUCCUGAGCUUCUGCCGGCGGUAUUGGCAUUUUCUACUUGUCUUUGGAGUUUUGGGUGGAUUUGCAACUUCAUUUAUCUUUGUGGUUCCUGUUGCGUGUGUAUCCCACUUUUUCGAUGUCCGGAGAGGAACAGCGACGGGAAUUGCGAUUUCUGGCGCGAGCAUUGGGGGAAUCGUGUUGCCGCUUGUCUUCGGAUCUCUUGCCCCUCAGGUUGGCUUCGCAUGGACGACGCGGAUUCUCGCUUUGAUUUCUUUAUUUCUUCUCAUACCUGGUUGCAUUUUCAUCAGAUCCCGGCUCUCUCCGAAAGAGACUACCAAAAAGUUGAUUCUACCGGAUUUUACGAUAUUUCGACACUUUGCCUUUGCCUUUAUGACUGCUGGAGUUUUCUUCCUUGAAUGGGGUUACUUUGUCCCUAUAUCCUACAUCUCCUCCUAUUCACUCGCCCACGGCAUCCCUAAGCAAUUGUCCUAUCAAAUGGUGAUAUUUAUGAAUGUUGGCUCUUUCCCCGGUCGGUGGCUCCCCGGAAUGAUCGCGGACAGGUUGGGUCGAUUAAAUACCCUUAUCGCCACUAAUGUCCUGUGCAUCAUUUCCAUUCUUGCGAUUUGGCUUCCUGCCAAAGGCAGCAUACCAGCGACGAUCAUAUUUUCCGUCGCGUUCGGCUUUACAAGUGGAAGCAACAUCAGCCUAGCGCCAGUUUGCUUGGGGGAGCUAUGCGAUGUCCGCCAUUAUGGCAGAUAUUAUUCAACAGCGUAUUCACUGGCAAGUUUUGCGGCUUUAACGGGGGUCCCAAUAGCUGGAGAGAUCAUUAGCCAAUCCCGCGACUAUCGAGGUUUGAUUUCCUUUGCCGCAGCUUCAUAUUCGGCAUCCUUGGUAUGUUUCAUUGGUUCAAAGGUACUAGAACUAAGAAACCCGGCGAACCGGAGAACAGAAAUCUAA
Messenger RNA from Uncinocarpus reesii 1704, 1275 nucleotides. RefSeq lists its product as uncharacterized. Gene Ontology annotation, molecular function: transmembrane transporter activity. The record is from RefSeq and is a predicted model, not a curated record. Gene Ontology annotation, cellular component: fungal-type vacuole membrane. Gene Ontology annotation, biological process: transmembrane transport. The coding region runs from base 1 to 1275 and encodes 424 amino acids. The transcript is spliced from 2 exons. NCBI's taxonomy places the organism in Eukaryota, Fungi, Ascomycota, Eurotiomycetes, Onygenales, Onygenaceae.